AUGCUCACCGAAUUGCCUUUGGAAAUCCAGGUCCGGCUCCUUCAGCUUGUCCCCGGCAGCCUGCUCAAGUACACCAACUCGUACUUCUACCUUUUGUACAAUGACCUAUUUUGCGACAAGCUCGUGAGGGUCUACGGGGACGAUGCACUUGUCAUACUAGCGAAAGUGUACCGAUGGUUGCGCACAUACAUAAAGUCCUUGGACACUUUCCGGGCCGAGUCUCGGCACGUGAUAUGGUCCAGGCGGAAUUUGAGCGACUGGGCUUCUGAGACCGGGAAAACCGGCGGAUCGGUGUCCCCACAAGAUAUGACCCAGGCCCAGUAUAUUGCCGACUCAUGGAGAUACGUGUACGCGCUAUUCCGGAAUAAGCGCAUGUUCGCCGAAUACUCUGACUACAAGAUCGACGAGCCGACAAACUACGUGUACAACCAUUACGUGGAGAUAAAUCGCACGUAUCUUCUCUCAUACUGCAAGACCGCGUGGCUCGCGCCAGGCCGCUACAACUUGAACAUUGGGCUCGUAGUCAAGCAUGGCAGGGGACUUGGCACGACGAAAUUCGAAAUCAAGUACCGAACAGCCGAGGGCGACGACACGACUUUGACGUUCAAUCCGCCGACAAACAUCCGCGACAUCUUGCCGAAAAAGCGGUUCUGCUUCUUGAAAAUCGGCGAGUUCGAGAUCCCUCCGCUACCACAGGACACCACGCUCGCUUCGUCUCCGUACCACCACCACAACUUGUACAAAAUACAGCUCGUUAUGGAAGAGAUCGGGCUUUACUUGAAGUCUGGCUUCACGAUUUUUUUCAUUGACAUCUCGCUGCCGUCCGUGAUCUUCAACGACUACGACCUUCUUUUCUACUCAUGCCAGGAAACAAACUACAAGUACUUCAUCAACUUGCCGCUCAAGAAUCUCUAUAAAGCACUCAAUUAUGUGCAGAACGGAAGCGACGAUACCUAUGACAGCAUUGAGCCCUACGGCCAGGCCAAUCCAGAUGACAUCGAGUCCGAGUACGCGCAGGACUACGACUUGGAUCCGCACCUCAAGUUCGCUAGCUCUGAUGAGCAGCUUUUGGCGUACGCGGACUUUUUCUUCAAAAACACCUUCAACAAACGGCAGUUCAAGUUCAACACCAUCUAUCAAAGACGGCAGUUCGUGAACAGGUUUGGGGAGUUUGAUCCCGAAGACGACGAAGAUGAGGCGCGCAAUGUAUGCACCUACGACAGGGAGGGGCUCAAGUGGCGCAUUCCUAUACUCGGCGAGCUUUGA
Molecule: messenger RNA, 1266 nt
Organism: Metschnikowia bicuspidata var. bicuspidata NRRL YB-4993
Lineage: Eukaryota; Fungi; Ascomycota; Pichiomycetes; Serinales; Metschnikowiaceae
Exons: 1
Coding region: 1-1266 (421 amino acids)
Source: RefSeq, a predicted model, not a curated record